UCUGAAAUAUUCCUCAACGUAUGAACAAGUUGAGAUGAAAGGAAGGAAGUGAGACGAAACAAUACGAAGAGAAACAAUCGGAACGAUAUUGCUAGAUAAACAAGGUAUAAGAAAAGAACAAUAGGAAUACAAAAAGAAUAACAAAAAAAUGAAGUAAGAGGAAGAAAAAAGGAAACGAAGCAAGAGGAUAAACAAGACACAUAAAACGAGACACAGGACAACAAUAAAUGAAACACGGCAGAAACACCAGGAUGAGAAGCGGGUUUUUUGUGCUGCUGUGGGUGAGAAUCGCGGCAAGUCUUCGUUAUGACUUCAACAACUUCACUGACGUAUCUAGCGGAGAAUUCAAGGUCAUGGCUUACUCCAGUGUGCCGGCAGUCUACAACAUCCCUCCUCCCCCGGGUGGCGUUGACAGUGGAGGUGCCUUUCUUUUUGACAGUUCCGGGUACCACUGCAUGGAAAUAGUGACAAAGAAGGUGCCGUCCCUCACUGUCUACAUUUCCUUCUGGUGUGACAAUAACGACCCGGAGUUGACUUUUUAUUCGUGUAAGAUCGGAGAGACGGAACUUUUUCUGUGUGAAGGCAAAGCUGGAAAAUGGACCGAGACCCGUUUGUUCCAUAUGUGUUCCACCUGGACCUCGACCAGCAAAAUUAAGCUCUGCGGAAACGGAUUGAAGGCUCAUGCUUCGGUCGGCUAUGAAUAUGUGGAAUUUUACCCUGGAGAAUAUGACAAGACUACCAGCAUACCCACGACUGCAACACCUACGACUAGCACUACUACACUUACUACUACUACAGAAAUUACGACUACAGAACUUACGACUACAGACCCCACGAGCACCACUACUACCCCCACGACUACAGAGCCCACGACCACCACUACUACCCCCACGACUACUGAACCCACGACCAUCACUACUACACCCACGACUACAGAACCCACGACCACCACCACUACUACACCCACGAUUACAGAACCCACGACCACCACUACUACACCCACGACUACAGAACCCACAACUACCACUACUGAACCCACGACCACCACUACUACACCCACGAUUACAAAACCCACGACCACCACUACUACACUCACGACUACUGAACCCACGACCACCACUACUACACCCACGACUACAGAGCCCACGACCACCACUACUGAACCCACGACCUUCACUACUACAUCCACGACUACAGAGCCCACAACCACCACUACUACACCCGCGACUAGAGAACCCACGACCACCACUACUACACCCACGACUAGAAAACCCAUGACCACUACAACUGAUAGAAGUCGUGCCCCACACCUCGACAUCCACCAUGAGAGAACACCUCCACCCGUCUGUACAUCAGCCCGCCAACACGGAAGACCUAAUCCCCAGACCCGUGUUGCGUCCAUCCAGGUCACGACAGGAAGAAAGAAUCAGUCAUAA
Molecule: messenger RNA, 1436 nt
Organism: Portunus trituberculatus (swimming crab)
Lineage: Eukaryota; Metazoa; Arthropoda; Malacostraca; Decapoda; Portunidae
Product: cell wall protein DAN4-like
Exons: 3
Coding region: 228-1436 (402 amino acids)
Source: RefSeq, a predicted model, not a curated record